This is a messenger RNA of Coffea arabica (coffee), 396 nucleotides long. RefSeq lists its product as uncharacterized. Gene Ontology annotation, molecular function: nucleic acid binding. The record is from RefSeq and is a predicted model, not a curated record. Lineage: Eukaryota; Viridiplantae; Streptophyta; Magnoliopsida; Gentianales; Rubiaceae.
AUGAUUGAAACAUACCGAGAUUGGCAUGAGAAACUGCCUUAUACAUUGAUGGCGUACAGAACUACUAUCAGGAUUUCUACCAAAGCAACUCCUUACUCUCUUAUGUAUGGAAUGGAAGCAGUAUUGCCUGCAAAAGUUGAAAUUCCUUCCUUACGCAUUUUAAUGGAAUUUCAGAUAGAAGAUGCUGAAUGGAUCAGGGAACGCUAUGAGCAGUUGUCCCUAAUUGAUGAAAAGAGGUUGAAUCCUGUUUGUCAUGGACAAUGUUAUCAGCAACGAAUGACUCGAGCUUACAACAAAAAGGUUAAGCCCCGUUUGUUUGAAGUUGGAGAAAAUGUCUUAAAACGGAUUCUUCCAAUGCAAGAGGAGGCUAAAGGAAAAUUUGCUCCCAAUUGGUAA